Messenger RNA from Aspergillus melleus, 387 nucleotides. RefSeq lists its product as uncharacterized. The transcript has a single exon. The coding region runs from base 1 to 387 and encodes 128 amino acids. Lineage: Eukaryota; Fungi; Ascomycota; Eurotiomycetes; Eurotiales; Aspergillaceae. The record is from RefSeq and is a predicted model, not a curated record.
AUGGAUGACGACAUGGACAUUGACAUGGCGAAAACGAAGGCUGAGAAAGAUCAUGCAACGCGUGCCAAAGCGAGCAAGUCCUGGCGGAUCCUACGGCUCUCUGCGAGGAGUAAACUAGCGGCUUUUCAGAAACUCGAAGACGGUAAAAACAUCGGGGUCUUGUUUGAGAAGAACAUACCUGCUGAGGGCGCCUCCCAGAUGCUUGAGGGAACUCCCCAGGUAUCGGAGGCGGCCACAAAGACAUCAGCCGAGGGCCAGGCCACUGAACCGGGGCCCAGCCAUGGGGUUGGCAAUAAUACCGAGAAGGAAAACUCGAGCGUUGCCACCGAACAGACAUCAGCCGACUCGACGGACGCAAUUGCGACGGGCAAAGAGCAAGAGACGUGA